This is a messenger RNA of Leguminivora glycinivorella, 569 nucleotides long. Its product is annotated as lectizyme-like. Gene Ontology annotation, biological process: proteolysis. Gene Ontology annotation, molecular function: serine-type endopeptidase activity. The transcript is spliced from 2 exons. The record is from RefSeq and is a predicted model, not a curated record. Bases 107 to 400 code for a protein of 97 amino acids. Lineage: Eukaryota; Metazoa; Arthropoda; Insecta; Lepidoptera; Tortricidae.
UCACAUUACACUGGGGCCAGAAUGACUUCGCUUCGUACUUCGUACUGAUUUAUUUGAAAACUUUUUAUAUGCAUAAAGUUGCGGCAUUCUCAUUCAAUCGUUCAAAAUGUGGCAGACCAUGAUUCUAGUAACACUGUGUUACUGCGGCGAAGGACGACGACGGUCUCUCAGAGUCCACCAAGGAAUGGAGGACAUCUACAACGAGUUCCCAUUUGCGGUCAGCUUGGAGGGCCCUGAAGGGGAUAGAAUGUGUACGGGCAGCCUUAUUGCUCUCAAUUGGGUCGUAACUGCUGGCCAUUGCACCAUUAUUACUGAAUGGCAUAUUAUAAGCUCUGUGCUUCUGCGGCGAAGGGCGAAGACGGUCUCUAAGAGUCUACAAAGGUAUGAUGGAUGUCCAUAACGAAUUUUCGUUUGUGGUCUACAUGCUGACCCCUGAAGGACAAAAAUGGUGUACAGGCAGCCUUAUCGCUCACGACUGGGUCCUCACUGCUGCCCAUUGUAUCUAUCACGAACAAUAUUUUAUAAAAUACACAAAUUUCACCGUGAGGGAAGAAAGAGUGAGAGUUGCA